Clupea harengus (Atlantic herring) is the source of this 2655-nucleotide messenger RNA. It is a transcript of the gene ftr66, whose product is annotated as finTRIM family, member 66. Lineage: Eukaryota; Metazoa; Chordata; Actinopteri; Clupeiformes; Clupeidae. The record is from RefSeq and is a predicted model, not a curated record. Gene Ontology annotation, molecular function: zinc ion binding; protein binding.
AUGGCGCAAACUCACGGGGUCCUGAAUAACGAAGAGUUCUGCUGUCCCAUAUGCCUGGACCUGCUUAAAGACCCAGUAGCUAUUCCCUGCGGGCACAGCUACUGCAUGGGCUGCAUCAGGGGCUACUGGGCCAGCGAUGGUGACUUGGAAACAGUCAGCUGUCCCCAGUGCAGACAAUCCUUCACACCAAGGCCCAUUCUGAAACGAAACACGCUACCGGCUGAGAUGGUGGAGGAGCUGAAGAAGAUGCACCUCCAGGCCGCCUCACCUGCCACCGCCGCCACCACCACCUCCACUGCUACGGCGGCGGCACUCUGCUUGGGCACAUCGGAGGAUGUGCCGUGCGACCUGUGCACCAGGAGCAAGCGCAGAGCCGUGAAGUCGUGCCUAAUGUGCCUCGCCUCCUACUGCAAGCUGCACCUGCAGGCACACUACGAGUGCCCCGCGCUGAAGAAGCACAAGCUGGUGGAGGCCGCGGCCCAGCUACAGGACAAGAUCUGCCCACACCACGACAAGCUGCUGGAGAUUUACUGCCGCUCAGACCAGAAGUGUGUCUGCAUCCUGUGCGUAAUGGAGGAACACAAGGGCCACGACACGGUCUCAGCUGCAGCAGAGACCACGAGGAAGCAGAGGGAGCUGGGGAUGGUGAGGAGGAAAUUUAAGCUGACCAUCCAUGCCAGAGAGAAGGAGCUGCUGGAUCUCAGGCAGGCUGUGGACACUCUGAAGGAAUCUGCACAAAGUGCGACGGAGACCAGCGGCAGGAUCUUCAUGGAGCUGAUGUCAUCCAUUGAGAGGCGGCACACUGAGGUGAGGGAGCUGAUCGAGGCACAGGAGCGGGCUGCCGCGGCUCUCCUGGCCCGGCUGGAGGAGGACCUGGCCGAGCUCAGGAAGCAGGAUGCACAGCUGGAGUUCCUGCUCCACACAGACGACCACAUCCACUUUCUCCAGUGCAGCCAGUCACUCUCUGCCCCGUCUGGUGUCACGGACCCAGCAAGCAUUCACACAGACCCGCUGCUGGACUUUGGGAAGAUGAACAGUGCUGUCUACGCUCUGAGGAAGAGACUUGAGGAUGUCCUCAAGGUGGAAUGGCCAAAGAUCACCAGGGCGGCAAGCACUGUGAAAAUUGUCCAGAGUCCAGAGCCCAAGAUCAGGCCAGAGUUCCUAUACUACUCCAGUCCAUUUAAAUUAGACCCGAGAACAGCCCACAAGGACCUCUCCCUGUCCCAGGACAAUGAGGUGGUGACGGUGCGGAGCAGGGAGCACUCCUGCCCGGACAACCUGGAGCGCUUUGACUACUGGUGCCAGGUGCUGGCCGGCGAGGGGCUGUCCGGACGCUGCUAUUGGGAGGUUGAGUGGAGCGGGAUGGGGGUCAACAUGGCCGUGGCCUAUGGGGACAUGAGCAGGAAGGGGGAGGGAGGGGAUUCUCACUUUGGCCACAACGACAGGUCGUGGAGCCUGUUCUGCUCGCGGAAAGGCUUUUCUUUCUGGCACAACAACGUGGUCACCAAAAUACCGGGCCCUUGCUCAUUUAAGAUAGGCGUGUAUCUGGAUCACAGGGCGGGGACCCUGUCCUUCUACAGCGUCUCUGACACCAUGAGCCUUCUGCAUCGAGUAAAAGCAACAUUCACUCAGGCCCUCUAUCCUGGCUAUGAGUUUGCCUGCUACGGAGCCUCUGUUAAAUUGUGUCAAAUGGAGUGAGCAAGCUGCAAAUUAGUGGUAAAGAAAUGGCACACUUAAAGAAAUAUUGAGAUGUAAAAGUCAAGAUUUCCCCCGGUCACUGUGGUUAGUUUCUGCUGCGCUGUGGCAUGAGUCAUUUUGCGUCGCUGAGAGCGGUUUGUUUGGGUUUGUUGUUUUCCAAAAAUAGCGAAUCGCGAGGCGAACAUGACAAAUUUGAAGGAAAUGUUUACUGCAGAGUGGGCCUACAACAAGGACUGUGCCAAAACAUUAAGCCACAGAGGUGCUAUCAAGGCCUCGUCAUACACACGUCCACUGUAUGUUUUAUCACGUUUCUUACAUUCCUUUACUAACGCAACACUCCCUGUAGACACACUCACUGGCUGUAAUUCAUGACUGCUGGAGUCCUCUUCUCCCGGAGCUCAGACGCACUGUGAGUCAGCUGUCCUUUCACUGACCCCUCAGAUGACAACCCCCUGACAACUUAGAUGGAAACGCCAAUUAUUGCCAUAGCAUUCCAAGCACACCAUACUUUACUGGUGUAUUGUGCUUGGACACUCUAUUGCUUUUUACAGUACUAUAAUUACAAUGUGUAUAAGGUAAAACACACUCAGGUUUUUACGUUUUUUGUUGACAACCACAAAUUGUAGACAUAAAAACAUUAAAAAGAAAAGAAAGAACCUUCUAAUGUAGAUUACAUGGAUAUGUUGAUAUUUUGUGUAUUAUACUGAUAUACUGAUUACGCACCACACUCAAAUAAAGGCUACUCUUCUGUGUAGCUCAGUUUCAAUCCCACCAUGAUUUUGUGAUCUUGUGUUUUCGCAAAUUCAAGGAUUUCCUACAAUUAUGAGUUUCAAUUUUCUCUUUUUACCACAAUAUUUCCACACAAAAAAACGCCGUCAUGGAAUUUUUACAUUAUUUGACAUUGCAAAAAAAAAAAAAACACAGAAAAAAUACUUCUAUUUGCCAUUUUUGAGAAUU